Messenger RNA from Moneuplotes crassus, 567 nucleotides. The record is from the annotation of a GenBank genome assembly. NCBI's taxonomy places the organism in Eukaryota, Ciliophora, Spirotrichea, Euplotida, Euplotidae.
CUUAAAAAUGAGCGUUCCAAAACCCAGUAUUAUGUUCCAAGAUUCUUUUGAUGAAGACUGCAAUAUUCCUGAGGAGUCUCCAUUGGACAGCCCUCAGACUUAUUUGUCCAAGAAGUGCAAUUCUAGUAUUCUCUCCAGAGAUAAGGGAAAUAUUAAGAGUCAAGAGCUUGAUACCUUUAAGAAUUAUCUAGAAGACCAGUUCUCAUGUAGACAAGCCCUAAAUAAAGAUCUUGAGCUUGCCCAAGACAAGGACCACGAAGGCUCCACCCAGAUUAGGUCUGGAGAGUUCAGCUUUAUGGAUCUUAAAGAGAAAUUUAAACCAAGAAGUGAGGUCAAGGAUCUUCACAGAUCCUCCAGCCUUUCUAUUUCAGGAAACAACCUUGAGAGACACCUUUCUGGAGACAAUAAAAGACUCCAACAGAGCUGGGAAGACAGCGAAAACGUUGACUCCAACCGUCAAGACAAGAAAGAUAUGAAAAAUGAUGAUUACUCAUAUCUUCUCUUAAAACCCUCAAAUGUUGCACCUGUAACAAUGAGUGACAUUGAAGCUGGCAUAUAAGAUGCAGU